AUGGCGGGGCAGCCCAUCAUCAUAUCCGCGCAGGAGCUCGACCGCAUUCGCGCCCAGGUCAGCGCUCCCGGCGCCAGCCUCGGCGACUCGAAGGCCCAGCAGCGGAAGAAGGCCGAGGAGCUCAGCCUGAUGUCUAAGGAGCGGGCGAAGUCCUGGAACAACACGCUCGAGGGCAGCCGGCGGAAGAAGGCUCAGGAGAAGAAGGAGAAGCUCGAGGCCCAGGAGCUGGAGCGGCAGAAGCAGGACGCCGAGGAGGCGAGGAUCCAGCUCGAGCAGCGCAAGGUGACGAUAGACCGCGCGAACAAGAUCCUUUACGACGAGUCUGACAGGAUGAAGGCUUCGGGGGCCUGCGGGGCAUCGGGCACCUGUUAUCAUGAACGUUGA
Molecule: messenger RNA, 384 nt
Organism: Prorocentrum cordatum
Lineage: Eukaryota; Dinophyceae; Prorocentrales; Prorocentraceae
Source: the annotation of a GenBank genome assembly